UUUGGAUUUUAACGCAGACGGUUUGAAUUAAGUCAGAUGUUGCGCUAUGAAUAGCAAUUGUGACAUAAGAAGAAAGACUUGGGAAGAAAGAAAGGUUUUGCUUUUGACCAUGAAGUUUCCAGAAAAGUUAUGGUCUAUUGUAAAUGAAGGUGAUUCAAAUUCAAUAAGAUGGGGAUCUAAUGGAGAUACUCUGCUUUUAGAGUACCCUAAAUUCCAAGACGAAAUUCUUAAUCGAGAUGCUGGUAUAUUCAAGACUAAGAAUAUUGCAAGCUUUGUAAGACAGUUAAACCUCUAUGGAUUUCGCAAAGUGAAUCGUUAUAAUGAGAAUAUUCAUGAAUUUAAGCAUCCGUUAUUCGUACGGGAUCGAACAGAUUUAUUGGAUUUAAUAAAAAGAAAGUCAGGAAUUGUUUUUUCAAAACAUGCUGCAGUACCUUCACAAAAAGUUUCAAAAGUUAGGAAUUUUACGCCCAUAAAAAGAUAUAAAGCAUCUGAGGAUAUAGAAAAUCAAUCUGAUGAAGCAAAUCCCAAUACUGAAAAAGAAAUACAAAGUUUUCCUUUAAAAACUUUACAGGGACGGAACAUCAAUCCAGGGCCAAACGUCAUGCCCUCAGUUAAAGAUAUCUGGUGGAAUAAUUUUUCCCCUACAUCUGUGACUCCAUAUCCCAGUCAUCCUUACUAUAACAAUGAUAUAGCUUCUCAAGGUUGGAUACCCGCUGAUGCCGACUUCUACAAAUCUCAAAAUCGAAAUAAAGGAAGCCCAUUAAAGACGGAUGUAAAGCGAGAUCAUACAUAUUAUGAAAAUACUAGUAUGCAUGAAAACUACUCUACAACAUCGAGAGGAAACAGAAAUAUGUACUUCGUGGUUAUGCCCGGUUACGCUCCACCACAUAAUCCUAAUAUGUAUCAUAGUCCAGGAUUUUACAAUGGAAUUCUUCCUGUUCCAGGAAUGCCUCUACCUUGGGUUCCUGACAAUAAGAAUAAUGAAGUCCAUAGAAGCGGAUUUUAUAAUGAGGAGUACAGCAGAAACUUUAAUGCAUUUAGUGGCUAAUAGCACCUCCGGUCUUUUCCCAAGUGCAUGUAGAGUUACUUCCUACUUAUUACGUUGGAAGAUAUUGAUAAGAGAGCUAUUUUUUCUUUUUUGAAAAUUGUGGUGUCGUGGUUAGUACUAAUUUCACAACAUUUAACCUCUGCCCUAUAAAAAUUAUGGGAUUAUGUUACUUUUUUUUGUUUCCAUUCUGAAUAAACUGUAUUUCAGAUAUUUAUUAUGCUAAAA
This is a messenger RNA of Stegodyphus dumicola, 1273 nucleotides long. RefSeq lists its product as uncharacterized. Gene Ontology annotation, biological process: regulation of DNA-templated transcription. Gene Ontology annotation, molecular function: DNA-binding transcription factor activity; sequence-specific DNA binding. NCBI's taxonomy places the organism in Eukaryota, Metazoa, Arthropoda, Arachnida, Araneae, Eresidae. The record is from RefSeq and is a predicted model, not a curated record.